Messenger RNA from Perognathus longimembris pacificus (Pacific pocket mouse), 3319 nucleotides. It is a transcript of the gene Scnn1g, whose product is annotated as sodium channel epithelial 1 subunit gamma. The coding region runs from base 378 to 2336 and encodes 652 amino acids. Gene Ontology annotation, molecular function: ligand-gated sodium channel activity. Gene Ontology annotation, biological process: sodium ion transmembrane transport. The transcript is spliced from 12 exons. The record is from RefSeq and is a predicted model, not a curated record. Gene Ontology annotation, cellular component: membrane. NCBI's taxonomy places the organism in Eukaryota, Metazoa, Chordata, Mammalia, Rodentia, Heteromyidae.
CUCUGAGUGUACCCCUUCCUGACAGGAUUGGUGCUAGCUGGUGGCACUCAGAGCUCUUGACCUAGCCAUCUGGGAAAAGGUUCUGCAGCCAGUCUAGCCAGUAUUGACAAGUUCCACACUCCAACUCCCCCAGUGCCAAGCCUGGGGCUGCAAGAGGAGGAGGCAGCUUCUCUGGCAGCCUGUGGCCAAAAAUAAAUAUCCUGGAGAAGGGGCCAAGGCCUGAGAAAAGAGGGAGGUGGCCUUGAAGGAUAUACGGUCUGGUUUCCCAGGUCCCAGCCUCCGGGGAUCUGCUGGCGAGGCACAGGGAAGGAGCUCACCUGUUUUUCUCUUCUGUCUCUGCAGCACACUGAGCGUGUCUAAGUCCCAUCCUGACCUCCAUGGCUCCCGGAGAGAAGAUCAAAGCCAAAAUCAAGAAGAAUCUGCCCGUGAGAGGUCCCCAGGCCCCCACCAUCAAAGACCUGAUGCACUGGUACUGUAUGAACACCAAUACCCAUGGCUGCCGCCGAAUCGUGGUGUCCCGGGGCCGCCUGCGCCGCCUGCUCUGGAUUGUGUUCACGCUCACAGCCGUGGCUCUCAUUAUCUGGCAGUGUGCCCUCCUCGUGUUCUCUUUCUACACCGUCUCCGUCUCCAUCAAAGUCCACUUCCAGAAGCUGGACUUCCCCGCCGUCACCAUCUGCAAUAUCAACCCUUACAAGUACAGCGUUGUGCAUGACCUGCUGGCCGAUCUGGAAAGAGAGACUGAAGCCGCCUUGAAGUCCUUGUAUGGCUUUGAAGAGGUGAAGCAUCGGAGGCGCCGAGAAGCAGGGGCCCCAAGCUCAGCCUGGGAGGGUGGCCCACCCAAGUUCCUCAACCGGAUCCCUCUGCUUGUCUUCAAUGAGCACGAGAAGGACAAGGCCAGGGACUUUGUCACCGGCCGCAAGCGGAAGAUCAGUGGAAACAUCAUCCACAAGGCUUCCAAUGUCAUUCACGUCCACGAGUCCAAGAAGGUGGUGGGGUUCCAGCUGUGUUCAAAUGACACCUUCGACUGUGCUACCUACACCUUCAGCUCUGGGAUUAAUGCCAUCCAAGAGUGGUACAAACUCCACUACAUGAACAUCAUGGCACAGGUGCCUCUGGAGAAGAAAAUCAACAUGAGCUACUCCGCAGAGGAGCUGCUGGUCACCUGCUUCUUUGAUGGGAUGUCCUGUGACGGCAGGAACUUCACGCUCUUCCAUCAUCCCAUGUACGGGAACUGCUACACAUUCAACAACAGAGCAAACACCACCACGCUCAGCACCUCCAUGGGCGGCAGUGAGCAUGGGCUGCAGGUGAUUCUGUACAUCAACGAGGAAGAGUACAACCCCUACCUGGUAUCCUCCACUGGGGCUAAGGUGCUGAUCCACCGACAGAAUGAAUACCCUUUCAUCGAAGACGUGGGGACUGAGAUCGAGACCGCCAUGUCAACCUCCAUAGGAAUGCACCUGACAGAGUCGUUCAAGCUGAGCGAACCCUACAGCCAGUGCACGGAGGACGGGAGCGACGUCCCGGUCAAGAACAUUUACAAGGUCGCUUAUUCCCUCCAGAUCUGCCUGUACUCGUGCUUCCAGACAAAGAUGGUGAAGAAGUGUGGGUGUGCCCAGUACAGCCAGCCUCUCCCUCCAGGCGCCAACUAUUGCAACUACCAACAGCACCCCAACUGGAUGUAUUGCUACUACAACCUGUACCAGGCUUUUGUCCGGGAAGAGCUGGGUUGCCAGUCGGUGUGCAGGGAAACCUGCAGCUUUAAGGAAUGGACCCUGACCACCAGCCUUGCACAGUGGCCAUCUGAAGUCUCCGAGAAGUGGCUGCUCCCUGUCCUCACCUGGGACCAAGGCCAACAAAUCAACAAAAAGCUCAACAAGACAGACCUGGCCAAACUGUUGAUAUUCUACAAAGAUCUGAACCAGAGGUCUAUCAUGGAGAGUCCAGCCAACAGUAUCGAAAUGCUUCUGUCCAAUUUCGGUGGCCAGCUGGGCCUGUGGAUGAGCUGCUCCGUCGUCUGCGUCAUUGAAAUCAUCGAGGUCUUCUUCAUCGAUUUCUUCUCCAUCAUCGCUCGACGCCAGUGGCAGAAAGCCAAGGAGUGGUGGGCCCAGAAGCAGGCUCCCUCUGGCUCUGAGGCUUCAGCCAGCCAGCAGGGCCAGGACAACCCAGCCCUCGAUAUAGACAAUGAUUUACCCACAUUUACCUCUGCCAUGCGCCUGCCUCCAGCUCCAGAUGUCCAGGUGCCAGGCACCCCGCCUCCCACAUACAACACCCUGCGCUUGGAGAGAGCCUUUUCCCACCAGCUCACCGACACCCAGCUGCCCAGUGAGUCCUGAGGCAGGAGAGGGAAGGACUGGGUGAUCAGGACCCCCUGCUCUGGACGGGUCUGAGGACUUAGCCCUGGUCCCCCAAACGGAGGGGACCUCCUGAGAACAAAGCAGGACCUUCUGGGCCCUGCCCAUCAUUCUCACUUGUGACCAGGCCAUGAGGAGUGAGAGCCUGUGGUCCACACUGGGCAUGCCCAGGAGACUGAGGCGGAGGCAAUGGGGGGCCCGGCCUCAGUGGAAGCCAUGCACAGCGUUCUUCCUUGGGUCGGGAGAGAGAAGGAUGCUUUCAAACUUCAGGCCCAGGGCGUCCCCCACUUUCCUGGCCUGGGCUGGGGCUUGAGGAUAUGGCUUUAGGUAGCAGGUCUGGACAGCCACUGCCUCACACCAAAGACAAGAGGAAGGGCUGGCCCUGCAGCUGCUCCCAGCCACGGACAUUGGGGCAGUCAGCCCCGAUCCUGGGAGUAUCUUUUGGGAGGGAUACAGCAAAGGUGUUCCACUCCGGGACCGUGGCGUGGGCAGCUAAGCCUGGGCCCUCCCCAAAGCAGAAUGGGGCUCGUUCAAAAGCACAACUGGACACACAGGCCAAAUGAUGUUUCCAUACCCUCCCUCAGCUGUUCUUUCCAUAGCCCAUCUCAGCACCACCCCAAAACAGACCUCUCUUGACCACCACUAAUACCUCGCCCCGUCCCCCCCCCCCAACAAGCCACCGGUGCAGAGAGCCUGCUCAGUGCCCUGUGGACACCUUCGACUUCAGCCCCACCCCAAAAGCAGGAUACUGGGGUAUCCUAAGCAUGUAGGAAAACUAAGGGACAGUGAGGGACUGUCCACAGACUAAAUACAUGAACUAAAAGUGUGUAUGUGUGUGUGUGUGUGUGUGUGCAUCAUUGUUAAAUAGCUAAAAAUACCUACCAAGCAAAGGAGAAUAUUUGUGACUUGUGAAAAGAAUGCAAGAUUCAAAUGUCAGGGUCUAUCAAUAAAGUUUUAUUGACACA